Messenger RNA from Emys orbicularis (European pond turtle), 936 nucleotides. RefSeq names its product TNF receptor superfamily member 6b (gene TNFRSF6B). The transcript has 4 exons. The coding region runs from base 1 to 936 and encodes 311 amino acids. The record is from RefSeq and is a predicted model, not a curated record. NCBI's taxonomy places the organism in Eukaryota, Metazoa, Chordata, Testudines, Emydidae. Gene Ontology annotation, molecular function: protein binding.
AUGAGUUCUAAUACUAAUACCAUCCACAGUGCUAUGCUGUCCAACCACACACUGAAUGUGAGACAUUCAUCCAAGUGGAUGGUUGGUGCUAUUGUGCUUUUCCUGGCUGUGCCUAUCUCCCGCACCACUCCCACCUACCCAUGGAGAGACCCCGUGACUAACAACAAAGUGGUAUGCCAUCAGUGCCCGCCGGGAACCUUUGUGGCACAGCACUGCACCAGAGACAAACCCACAGUGUGCGCCCCAUGUCCAGAUCUGCACUACACGCAGUACUGGAACUACCUGGAGAAAUGCCGAUACUGCAACGUCAUCUGCGGAGAGCUGCAGGUCGAGCUGCAUCCGUGCAACUCCACCCACAACAGAGUGUGCCAGUGUCAGCAUGGCUACUACUCCGAGUCCGAGUUCUGCAUCGAGCAUGCCAAGUGUCCUUCCGGGUCUGGAGUAGUAAAGCUGGGUACUCCCCAUCAGAACACGAAAUGUGAGACGUGCCCCCAGGGGUUCUUCUCGUCCUCCAGCUCCAGCACAGAGCCGUGCAAGGCACACCAGAGCUGCUCGCAGCAGGGAAAGGAGACUAAUGUCGUAGGAAACCAGUUCCAUGACACCCUGUGCACCACCUGCAGGAUGUUCAAGGGAAACGGCACCCAGGAGACAGGGAAUGAGGACUGCAAACAAGCAGUGAUCGAUUUUGUGGUUUACCAGAACAUCUCGGUGAGAAAGCUGAAGCGCCUCCAGCAAAUCCUCGAGCGGCACCAAAAGGGGAUCCUCCACAAGGACACCAGGCCUGCCUUUCAGGAAAAGUUCCACACGUAUCUCACCAAAUUGAAGAAGGAUCACUUGGAGCUCAUCAAAGUGCUGCUGAAUGCACUCCGGGCAGCGAAGCUGUAUACCGUGGAAGAGAUGGUGCGGAAACGUUUCUCCUUGGAGUUAGAAAAUUAA